UGCGCUGCGCCCGGCGCCACCACCCGAACUCAGCCCCUUCGAUGCCAAUCUCAAACAGAGAAGGAAAAGGAAAGAAGGGAAGAGAAAAUCCAGCUGCAGAAACCCAGGAUCACUCACACCUCCGCUACCGCCGCCAUCUUCCUGCCUGGCCCACUAUUUACCCUCCCCUCCCCUUUCCCCUCCCCUUCGUCCUCCCAUUCUCCCCCUGCUCCCCGCCCCGUCCCCCUCCCAACGUCUGACGAAGCACGCCGAGGGCUGGAGGUCCCCCCCCCCCCGCACCCUACCUCCGGUUCUCCCGGGUGACGCAGGGUGGACAGGUGGGAGGAGCAGAGAAAGGAGGAGGGAUGGAGUCCCCGUUCUGUUGCAUUCUGGGAAGGACGCUGCUCCGUCAGUCGCGCAGCUUCCUGGGAGUUGUAGUCGGAAUCCUGAGGCAACCGAUAAUAAAAAAAGCUUUAAGUUUACACCAUGGAUAGGACCAAGGAGAAGAAUGGCAAUCACAAAGAUGAUUUUCUGCUUAGGGUGGGACUUAAUGAUAAUAAAGCCGGAAUGGAAGGAUUAGAUAAAGAGAAGAUUAACAAAAUUAUAAUGGAAGCCACAAAAGGGUCCAGAUUUUAUGGAAAUGAGCUCAAGAAAGAAAAGCAAGUCAACCAACGAAUUGAAAAUAUGAUGCAACAAAAAGCUCAAAUUACCAGCCAACAGCUAAGGGAAGCACAAUUACAGGUUGACAGAUUUGCAAUGGAAUUAGAACAGAGCCGGGAUCUGAACAAUACUAUAGUGCACAUUGACAUGGAUGCUUUCUAUGCAGCUGUAGAAAUGAGAGACAAUCCAGAAUUGAAGGAUAAACCUAUUGCUGUAGGAUCAAGGACUAUGUUGUCUACUUCGAAUUAUUAUGCAAGGAGAUUUGGUGUUCGCGCAGCCAUGCCAGGAUUUAUUGCUAAAAGACUCUGCCCACAACUUAUUAUUGUGCCUCCAAACUUUGACAAAUACCGAGCUGUGAGUACAGAGGUUAAGGAAAUACUUGCUGAUUAUGAUCCCAAUUUUAUGGCCAUGAGUCUUGAUGAAGCCUACUUGAAUAUAACAAAGCACUUACAGGAAAGACAAAAUUGGCCUGAGGACAAAAGGAAGUAUUUAAUCAAAACAGGGAACUCUCUAGAAAAUGAGAAACCAGGAAAAGAAGCUAAUAAACUGAAUGAGCAUGAGCGAUCCAUCUCUCCACUACUUUUUGAUGAUAGUCCUCCUGAUUUGCAGCCACAAGGAAAUCCUUUGCAAGUGAACUCCGAAGAACAGAAUAAUCCUCAAAUACUCCAAAAUUCAAUUGUUUUUGGAACAUCAGCUGAGGAAGUGGUAAAGGAAAUUCGUUUCAGAAUCGAGCAGAAAACAACACUGACAGCCAGUGCAGGCAUUGCCCCAAAUACAAUGUUAGCAAAAGUAUGCAGUGAUAAGAAUAAACCAAAUGGACAAUACCAAAUUCUCCCCAGCAGACAAGCUGUGAUGGACUUCAUCAAGGACUUACCCAUUAGAAAGGUUUCUGGAAUAGGAAAAGUUACAGAGAAAAUGUUAAAGGCACUUGGAAUUACUACUUGUACAGAACUCUACCAACAGAGGACAUUGCUUUCUCUUCUUUUCUCUGAAACAUCUUGGCAUCAUUUCCUUCAUAUUUCCCUGGGUCUAGGUUCAACACACCUGGCAAGGGAUGGAGAAAGGAAAAGCAUGAGCGUUGAGAGGACAUUCAGUGAGAUAAGUAAAGCAGAAGAACAAUAUAGCUUGUGCCAGGAGCUUUGCAGUGAACUUGCUCAAGAUCUGCAGAAAGAAGGACUAAAGGGUAGAACUAUUACCAUUAAACUGAAGAAUGUAAAUUUUGAAGUAAAAACUCGUGCAUCUACGGUUUCAUCUGUUGUUUCUACUGCAGAAGAAAUAUUUGCUAUUGCUAGAGAAUUGCUAAGAACAGAAAUUGAUGCCGAUUUUCCACAUCCCUUGAGAUUAAGACUUAUGGGUGUACGGUUAUCCAGUUUUCCCAAUGAAGAAAACAAGAAACACCAACAAAGGAGCAUUAUUGGCUUCUUACAGGCUGGAAACCAAACUCUGUCAGGCACUGGGUAUAUACUAGAGAAAACAAACAAAGAUCAGUUUCUAAAACCUCUAGAAAUGUCUCAUAAGAAGAGUUUCUUCGAUAAAAAGCGAUCAGAAAGGAAAUGGAGCCACCAAGACACACUUAAAUGUGAGGCUGUGGAUAAACAAAGUUUACAGACAUCACAUUCAUUUCAAGUUUUAAAGAAGAUGAUGAAUGAGAAUUUAGAAACAUCGGAGAAUUCAAAUAACUCUCAGAUAUUUACCUGUCCAAUUUGCUUUAGGGAACAAAGAAGCGUCAGUCUGGAAGCCUUUAAUAAACAUGUAGAUGCAUGUCUUGAUGGACCUUCGAUCAGUGAAAAUUCCAAUGUGUUCUCAUGUUCACAUGCUUCCUCUACAGAAGUUAACAAGAAAGAAAAUGUACAUCCUUCUUUCUCACUCCAUGAGAAGCAGGAUUGUGAAACCCAUCAGAAGAAUUCAGAAAUCAAUUCAGUAGAUUGUAUAGAGCUAGUAGAGACUGAAGAUAACCCACGUAAAGCAGAAAGUGUAGACGGUUUAAGUGAUAAGCACAGCAAAGAGGAAUGUGCUAGUCUUCCAAGCAAAUCAUUUAAUAUUGAGGAAUGUUGUCACAAUUCUUCCUCUACUGUUUCACUGGAAGAUACUGGGUCAUUAAGUCGGCAAGAAUCCUCCCAGCCUCAUUUACAUGAAGUGAUAACAGACCAAGCUCUAGUUUGUCCUGUUUGUAACCUAAAACAAAAGACUUCAGAUCUUACCCUGUUCAAUGUGCAUGUGGAUGUAUGCUUAAAUAAAGGCAUUAUCCAGGAACUGAGAGAGGAUAAAGUUAAUCUAGCUAACCAACCCAGAGAAAGCACCAAAAGUACUGAUAACUCAGGCCGAGUUCAGAAGACUGCAACAAAACCAAAAAGGCCAGGAUUGAUGACAAAGUACUCAGCAUCAAAGAAAACAAAACCAAAUAAUCCCAGACACACUCUUGAUGUAUUUUUUAAAUGAACAUUGAACAUUUUAUCAUUGAACAUUUUAUUCUUAAUAGAAACUUUUUAUU
Molecule: messenger RNA, 3130 nt
Organism: Zalophus californianus (California sea lion)
Lineage: Eukaryota; Metazoa; Chordata; Mammalia; Carnivora; Otariidae
Gene: POLK
Product: DNA polymerase kappa
Exons: 15
Coding region: 466-3078 (870 amino acids)
Biological process (GO): error-prone translesion synthesis
Cellular component (GO): nucleus
Molecular function (GO): damaged DNA binding; DNA-directed DNA polymerase activity
Source: RefSeq, a predicted model, not a curated record